Lasiosphaeria miniovina is the source of this 2094-nucleotide messenger RNA. RefSeq names its product KRI1-like family-domain-containing protein. The record is from RefSeq and is a predicted model, not a curated record. The annotation marks the transcript as partial. Gene Ontology annotation, biological process: endonucleolytic cleavage in ITS1 to separate SSU-rRNA from 5.8S rRNA and LSU-rRNA from tricistronic rRNA transcript (SSU-rRNA, 5.8S rRNA, LSU-rRNA). Gene Ontology annotation, cellular component: 90S preribosome; nucleolus. The transcript has a single exon. Lineage: Eukaryota; Fungi; Ascomycota; Sordariomycetes; Sordariales; Lasiosphaeriaceae.
GCAAAAGGUGUAAAGGGCGCUGUAAAGGGCCACCAGGUUCUGAGCAAAAAGAAAGUCCUCUUCCACGACUCGGACUCGUCCUCGCCAAGCAGCGAAGACGACCAGGAAGACGGCGGUGCCGCUCUCGCCUCGGCGUCGGCCUCUCAGCUCAAGAUCAACGAUGAGUAUGCCUGCAAAUUCGAGCACAACAAGAAGCGCGAGGAGCUUCAGCGGCUCGAGGAAAAGUACAAGACGGCCAACGCCUCCGACGACUCGGAGUCUUCCGAGGACGAGACAGAAGACGAUGAAGCCGUCCUGGUCACCGAGGAUCUUGAUGCCGAGAUCUCGGCCACUCUGAGGGCCAUCAAGAAUAAGGACCCCAGGAUAUACGACAAGGACGCCGUUUUCUACAAGCCAAUCGACCCUGAGGAUGAGCCCGUCAAGGAGAAGGAGGAGAAGCCGCUUUUCCUUAAAGACUACCACCGCGAGAGGUAUCUGCGCGGCGACGUUGGUGUCGACCUGGAAGACGAGGCCGACCCCGACGUUCCGAUGACGUACGCGCGGGAGCAGGCUGAUCUCAAAAAGUCGAUCCUGUCCGAGAUCAACGCCGCUGCCGAAGACGAGGGGUGGAGCGACGAUGACGCCUUCAUCAAGCCCACCCAGAAGAAGGAAGAGGCGCCAGAAAACGGCAUACAUCCGUCACCGGCAGUCGCUAUCAAGCUCACCGAGGUAGAUGUUAAGAAAGCCGACGAGGAUCCCGAGGAGUUCCUCAGCAAAUUUAUGGCCUCCAAGGCCUGGGCUCCGCCAAAGGGCUCAAAGUGGGAGGCGUUUGAGUCAGACGAGGGGGACGACGACGACGACGACGACUUAGCCGACCAGGUUGAACAUGCCUACAACAUGAGAUUCGAAGACCCGGCCAAAGCCAACCAGGUGUUGAAGUCGUACUCCAGAGACGCCGCCAACGCUCGCUCUGUCAGAAAGGAGGAGCUCAAAGGCCGCAAAAGGCUGAGGCAGCUCGAGAAGGAGAAGAAGGAAGCUGAGAAGAAACAGCGAGAGGAAGAGCGCGCUCGGCUCCGCCGCCUGAAGGUUGAGGAGGCCUCGGACAGGCUCGCCAAGAUUAAGAAAGCUGCUGGGAUCAGCGGCAAAACUCUCACCGACGAGGAGUGGGUCAAGUUCCUAGAUGACGCAUGGGACGAUGACAAGUGGGAGGAGGAGAUGACCAAGCGCUUUGGCGAGGAUUACUAUGCCGAAGCGGACGAGCUAUGGCGUGCAGAGGAGGAGCAGUACUCCGACGGGGACGAUGAUGAGGACAGCGGGGCUGACGAUGGCAAGGACGGGAAGAAGAAGAAGGCGAAGAAAACCAAGCCUAAGAAGCCAAAGUGGGACGAUGAUAUAGACAUCAAGGACAUCAUCCCCGACUUUGAGGAUGACGAAGUGCCCAAAGUCAGCCUGUCCGACGACAAAGCAACACCCGAGGCAGCGGCAGCAGGAGGAUCCGAUGAGGACGACGACGCGUCGGAAGCCGAGCGGCCCUCGAAAAAGCGCAAGACGGCUACAAAAGACCUCAAGAAAGAGCGCAUCGCGGCCCAGCGCCAGGCGCGCGAGGAGCUGGCCAAGGUCGAGGCCCUCGUCGAUACCAAGAUGGAGCUCGAGAACCCGCGCAUCCUGGCCGCCUCGCCGUCCAAGAAAGGCGGCGCCUCGGGCGAUGUGCCGACCUUCCGCUACCGCGAGACGUCGCCCAACGUGUUCGGCAUGACGCCGCGCGACAUCCUACUCGCGCCCUCGGACGCCGCGCUCAACGAGUUCGCCGGCCUCAAGAAGCUCGCCACCUUCCGCGACGCCGAGAAGAAGCGCAAGGACAAGAAGCACCUCGGCAAGAAAGCCCGCUUGCGCCAGUGGCGCCGCGAGACCUUUGGCCGCGAGUUCGAGCACACCGGCCCCACGUUUGGUUUUGACGGCCUGCCCGAGGCAACCGGCGCCAAUGCCGCCCAGCCGCAACAACAAGAGCAAAAGCAAGAGCAGCAGGUACAGCAACCUCCUCCUGCCGCCGCUGCCGCUGCCGGUGCGGAUAACAUCGUCAACGGGGAGCGGAAGAAGAAGCGCAAGCGGUCCAAG